CUUUACUCUACACAAACUCUCAAUUAUCCCUCUGAAAAAUAUGUCCCGUUUUCAUUGACACUAUCACUGUGGAUAAAGGCCGUCGGAUAUUUACAAACGUUUCUUCUGCACAAGGGAUUAAAACGCAGGAAUAUUUUCACUCAAGACUUCAAAUGGACUAAAACUGCAAAUUAAAUGAGAGUGGAACUUGGACAUAAAACCUGGACUUCAAGAAAACCAAGACUUCUCUGAGCAAUGUCCAACACAACCGGUCGAGGUCAUGGGGGUCUUAAUCAACUAGGUGGCAUGUUUGUAAACGGACGACCGCUUCCGGAAGUCAUCCGGCAAAGGAUUGUGGACAUGGCACACCAGGGCGUGCGACCCUGCGAUAUCUCUCGCCAACUCAGGGUCAGUCACGGCUGCGUCAGCAAGAUCCUGGGCAGGUACUACGAGACCGGCAGCAUUAAACCAGGAGUCAUUGGGGGCUCAAAGCCGAAAGUUGCAACUCCUAAAGUAGUGGAGAAGAUAGCAGAGUACAAGCGUCAGAACCCCACAAUGUUUGCGUGGGAAAUCAGAGACCGGCUGCUGUCGGAGGGCGUUUGUGAUGGCGACACCGUGCCGAGCGUCAGCUCCAUCAACAGAAUCAUUCGCACAAAAGUUCAGCAGCCUUUUAAUCUUCCGCUGGACACUAAAGGACUAAGUCCUGGACACACACUGAUACCCAGCUCAGCCGUCACCCCUCCAGAAUCUCCCCAGUCUGAUUCUCUGGGCUCCACCUACUCCAUCAGUGGCCUGCUGGGAAUCCCGCAGACCAACGGCGAUGGCAAGAGAAGCCAUGAUGACAGCGAUCAGGAAAGCUGUCGGCACAGCGUGGACUCUCAGGGCAGCAGCGGUGCACCCAGGAAACAGUUAAGAACCGACCACUUUCCCUCUCAACAUCUGGACUGCGGCUUUGAGCGUCACUACAGCUCAGAUACAUACGGCCCGAAUGCGUCCGGGAAGGCAGAACAGACGCUGUACCCUCUUACGCUCAUCAGUGCGGGUUUGGAUGAUGGUAAAAGUCGAAAUCUGACAGCACAUCAAGGCUACACGGUGGUUUCAGAACCCCCACAGCCCCUCCCACUCUGUCUGAAACAGGAAAUGUCACCUGAGUUGAACAGUUCAAGCCCCUCCCCUAACAUCAUGGCUCAUUCAGCUUUACUGGAGCUCACUUCUAUUUCCGCUCCCUCGUCAGUGUCCAUCGGUAACAGCUGCAGUAGCUCCGCUCAUUUAUCACAUGGCUUCAACUCAUUUUCUCAUCACGCUCCGGUGCACGGGCAGUUCGGCAGCCCGCCCCUCAUCACAGGGCGAGAUGUGACCAGCUCAAUGCUGCCCGGUUACCCUCCACACAUUCCCUCUGCUGCUCAGACGGGUUUCUCAGCGUCCACCAUCACAGGAAUGGUAGCAGGUCCAGAGUACGCAGGCCAGAGCUACAGUCACCCAACAUACACCUCCUACAGCGAUGCCUGGAGAUUCACCAAUUCCAGUAUAUUAGGUUCUCCAUAUUACUACAGCACCGCCUCGAGAGCUGCACAGCCGUCCACUGCUGCAUAUGAUCAUCUGUAACAGCAAACAACAACUUUACAUUGUACAACAACAACAAAGACGGACAGGUGUCGUUUUUUACAAUGAAUGGAAGAGACACAGAAACAUAAGGCGUGUGAAGAAGAAUUCACGGAUGAUACUUUAUAUCUGGAAAUAUUUAUUUUAUGCAUUCAAAGUCGGUUUAAAGACAAUGUUUAUUUUACAAAACAUAAAAGUUUACAUUUCAGUCGAGAAGGCCUAGGCCUAAACCAUCAGUCUGACCAUUUGUUUGUGUUUAUAGUCGGAUUUACCCAAAGACAGUCUGUAGCAAACUGUUUUCAGAUGAGCUACUUUUCAUCACAUAUAUUUAGUUUAAGGAUAUAAGCAGAAACAUUAAUACCAAACCUGAACGAAUAAACACAUUAAUAAUUGAUAUCCUAAACAUUUAUUUAAAACUAUAUCAUUUGUUUUCCCCUGCUUAGUAAAGUGUAUUAAUAUCUAUCAAACAGAUUUUUGUUUUGAGAUGAAUGAGGAACUGAGCACUUUCUUCAGCCGUGAAAACAUCAGACAAUGAAAUUAAAUAUAAAAACACAUAGUGCUUAUCUUCAAUAUGCCCAUCAAACGAACAUAAGGACUAUUAUAACAGAUUUAAAUGUUUUAUUCAUAUUUAAAACAGAUGUUUAACAGUUUGGGUGAAAGGGUAAAGAAUGUAGAAAAGACAAAGUCCCAUUAAAUUAAAUUCAACACAAAGCCUUUAAUGUUUAAAGCUGGACGCUGUUGGCAUCUAUGUUUUCAAAUGUUUCUAUCUUUUAUCCUGAAUACUUUCCUCUUUCAGUGUCAUGCUUAUAUGUCUGUGAUUAAGCGAGAGAUUUACAGUUGAACAGUUUAUUAUCAAUUAUAUUAUUCAAUCAUUUCUACAGAAUUAUUUUAAUUAAAUAAAGCAUGACAGAGUCCA
Paramisgurnus dabryanus is the source of this 2497-nucleotide messenger RNA. RefSeq names its product paired box 8 (gene pax8). Gene Ontology annotation, biological process: anatomical structure development; regulation of transcription by RNA polymerase II. The record is from RefSeq and is a predicted model, not a curated record. Gene Ontology annotation, molecular function: DNA-binding transcription factor activity, RNA polymerase II-specific; RNA polymerase II cis-regulatory region sequence-specific DNA binding. NCBI's taxonomy places the organism in Eukaryota, Metazoa, Chordata, Actinopteri, Cypriniformes, Cobitidae.